Caenorhabditis elegans is the source of this 134-nucleotide messenger RNA. NCBI's taxonomy places the organism in Eukaryota, Metazoa, Nematoda, Chromadorea, Rhabditida, Rhabditidae. The record is from the annotation of a RefSeq genome assembly.
GUCCGUUGUGACACCUGCUAUCACACAAUCACCGGACACCGCUUCAAAUGCACCGUUUGCACGGAUUUCGACAUCUGCUCGAACUGCGAGGCAAGAAAUGCUCAUUCGCAGCAUACAAUGCUUCGUAUGGUCUG